AAAAUCGUUCUGCCGGUAGCUUCCGUACCCAUUGCCCAACAGCAAUAUAUAUGUAUUUUUGAGUACAUCUGAAUUUUGUGCAUUACCGUGCGCACUGAAUAUUUCUCUAACCUGCACGCCGCUACAGGAAAGCAGAAUAUACCAGUAUCUAUAUUCCUAUUAGCUUUUAAUCAAGCGGAUUGUUAUAUUGUUAUCAGUUAACAAUACUCUUUUAUAUCUGUCUUUUUAAAUCUUCAACUUCAUUUGUUUAUUUAUUUAUGUAUUUAUUUAUGUUUCUUACCGGUGUCUGAAAAGCCAUAAUUUGACCGAAGCAGAAAGUUAAAAAUACAGUAUUGCACUAUGCACUAUACAGGUAUCUCUGCUUAUUUUCCUAAGAACCCGAAUUAAUUGUAUAGAUUAUUCAUUUUCUAAUAGCGGUUAGAUUUAUUUAUUUAUUACUCCAAGGAGUGAAUGUUUGGACGAGUCUGGGUUAUAUCAUUUUCAAAAUAAACACAAAACUACAGGCCUGUACAUUUCUAAAAAAUAAAUAAAUAAAAAACGCGACUGAACAUUGUCAGUUACAUCAAGAGGGGAAGAUGGACAUCACAAUGCUCCUGCCACUCUUACUCACCCUCCAAUCCACUGGAGCCACGCUGAGGAACGUGUCUACUGCAGGCUGUCACAUCAUCAAGCCCCCUCGCGAUGGAGGGAUUCGGUACCGAGGUCUGACUCAGGAGCAGAUCCGCAGGGUGCAGAUCCUGCCGGUGGAUUAUGAGAUCGAGUAUGUCUGCCGGGGGGAGCGGAUCAUCUCUGGGCCCAAAGUUCGCAAGUGUCUGGAGAAUGGGAGAUGGACUGACAUGAGCAAGGAGAGCCGAUGCCUUCACCCAUGCCCUCGUGUGUGGCUGUCUCUGGAGAAUGGGCAGGUCCAGUCUGAUCUCUCUGAGCUGGAUCGCUCCCCAGUCGAAGGCACCCAGCUCUCCUAUCACUGUGACCCCGGGUUCAGACUGCUCGGGGCCAACACCAGCACCUGCACCAAGACCGGCAAGUGGGACAAUGCCAAACCAGUCUGCCAGUAUGACCGCCACUACACUGGCCAGGCACGCUCAGGUAAGAAGACCCUCUAUAUCGGAGCCCUGUUCCCCAUGAGCGGGGGCUGGCCCGGCGGACAAGCCUGCCUGCCUUCGGCCGAGAUGGCUCUGGAACACGUCAACCGGAGAGCAGAUAUCUUACCGGACUACGAGCUCAAACUCAUCCACCACGACAGCAAAUGUGACCCAGGGGAAGCUACUAAGCUCCUGUACGAGUUGCUCUAUAAAGACCCCAUCAAGAUUGUGCUGAUGCCUGGCUGCAGCUCGGUCUCUACCCUGGUAGCUGAAGCUGCAAGAAUGUGGAAUCUCAUUGUGCUCUCGUACGGCUCCAGCUCCCCAGCCCUCUCUAACCGGCAACGCUUCCCCACGUUCUUCCGCACUCACCCCUCGGCCACGCUGCACAACCCCACUCGAGUGCAGCUCUUCAAGAAGUGGAACUGGAGCAAGAUCGCCACCAUCCAGCAGACGACAGAAGUCUUCACUUCAACUCUGGAUGAUUUGGAGGACAGAGUGAAGAAGGCAGGGAUUGAACUCAGUGUCAGACAGAGUUUUCUUUCAGACCCUGCCGUGGCGGUGAAGAAUCUCAAGCGACAAGACGCCCGGAUAAUCGUGGGGCUGUUUUAUGAAACAGAAGCUCGCAAAGUGUUCUGUGAGGUUUUCAAGGAGAAGCUUUAUGGUAAGAAGUACGUCUGGUUUCUGAUUGGCUGGUAUGCCGACAACUGGUUUAAGAUCAAUGACCCGUCAAUCAACUGCACGGUGGAGAACAUGACCGAGGCUGUCGAGGGUCAUGUGACCACAGAGAUUGUGAUGCUGAACCCCGAGAUCGUGCGUGGAGUGUCUGACCUGACCUCCGAGGAUUUCCUGGAUAAGAUGAUGGCUCGUCUGGGGGUGAUGAACCCAGAGGAGACAGGGGGGUUCCAGGAGGCUCCGCUGGCUUACGACGCGGUGUGGGCUCUCGCCCUGGCCCUCAACAAGACCGCCGGGGAGCUGGCAAAGAGGGGACUGCGGCUGGAGGACUUCAACUACAACAACAAGAACAUCACAGGAGAGAUCUACAAAGCCAUGAACACCUCCUCCUUCAUGGGGGUCUCUGGUCACGUUGUGUUCGAUGCCCAGGGUUCUCGAAUGGCCUUGACUCUGAUUGAGCAGCUUCAAGGUGGAAUUUACAAGAAAAUAGGAUACUUUGACAGUUCCAAAGGAAAUCUCACCUGGUAUGGAAAUGACAAGUGGAUUGGUGGGAGUCCUCCCGCUGACCGGACAGAGCUGAUUGUGGAAUACCGGUUCCUGUCACAGAAGCUUUUUGUCUCUGUAGCUGUAUUUGCAGGCUUUGGAAUUCUGUUCGGAAUAAUCUGCCUCACUUUCAACAUCUACAACAGUAGCGUGCGGUACAUCCAGAACUCGCAGCCCUACCUCAACAACAUGACUGCUGUGGGCUGUGUGCUAGCCCUGGCUGCUGUCUUUCCACUAGGAUUAGACAGGAAACACAUUGCCCAGGGCCACUUCCCCUUCAUCUGCCAGGCACGUCUCUGGCUGUUAGGACUGGGGUUCAGCCUGGCCUACGGCAGCAUGUUCACAAAGAUCUGGUGGGUCCACACGGUCUUCACAAAGAAGGAUGAGAAAAAAGACAAGCGCAAGCAGCACUUGGAGCCCUGGAAGCUCUACGCUACAGUUGGGGUUCUGUUGGCCAUAGAUAUCCUGUCUCUGAUGAUCUGGCAGAUUGUGGAUCCCCUUCACAUCACUGUAGAGGAGUUCAUUAAAGAGGCACCCAAAGGUGAUCUCGAUGUGUUGGUCCAGCCUUUACUUGAGCACUGCAACUCAGAGAAGAUGAACACAUGGCUGGGCGUGGUGUAUGGAUACAAGGGUCUGCUGCUUCUGCUGGGAAUCUUUCUGGCUUACGAGACCAAGAGUGUGUCCACUGAGAAAAUCAAUGACCACCGCGCUGUCGGCAUGGCCAUCUACAAUGUAGCGGUCCUGUGUAUGAUCACAGCCCCAGUCACAAUGAUCCUGAACAGUCAGCAGGAUGCAGCUUUUGCCUUUGCAGCGCUGGCUAUCAUCUUCUCAGUUUACAUCACCCUAGUUGUGCUGUUUGUCCCCAAGAUGAGGCGUUUGAUCACUCGGGGAGAGUGGCAGUCUGAGCAGCAAGACACCAUGCGCACUGGCUCCUCCACCAACAACAACGAUGAGGAGAAAUCCAGACAGCUGGAGAAAGAGAACCGUGAGCUGGAGAAGAUCAUAGCAGAGAAGGAGGAACGCGUCUCUGAACUCCGUCACCAACUCUCUGAGAGAAAACAGCUCCGAUCUCGCCACCGCCCCUCGGCCAAUGAGAACCAGGCCCCUCUGGAGAACCACCAAUCGCAGCAUUUCUCCAACUCCAAUCUGGCCCCUGUCCCCUCCCUAUACCAGCCCACAGGCCGCCCAGCGCCCCUCGCAGACAAAAUCACUCGUAAUAACUGCCAUGGCAGCCGUCUCCACCUGCUCUACAAGUGAGCCAGAAUGUAUGCUGUCUGAAAAAAUCGAAAUAUAGCUAUCACUAUAUGUUUUUUUUCAGGGUUUCUACAAGCAAAUUUGUUGUUAACAAUACAAAAAAAGUAUUAGCCAAAGUGUGUUAAAGUGGUCUGACUUGUGCUAAAGUGGGCCAAAGUGGGCUAACUUGUCACUUUCCUCCCUGUGAAAGUCAGAAAUGUGUUUUUCAGGAUUUCUAUAAACAAAUAUGAAAAUACACACCCCUAGAAAAGUAAUGAAGUCGUCACAAAUGGGGGGUGCUGAAGUGGGCCGAAAAGGACUAAAGAGAUCCAAAGUGGUCCAACUUUAGAAAUGUCGUGUCAGAAAUAAUCCAACUUAUAUAAUGUUGAAUUUGCAAGUGCUGCAUUUUAGAAAAUCUAUAAACAUUUGUACAGUUUGUCCGCUUGAGUGCAUCCUUUAUAUUUCAAAUGACUUCCAAUUCAGCUAUUCAUUGAUUUGCUGUUGGAGACACUCCAGAGUACAGGUUUGUUGCACUGUAAUGCUCAGACUGGCAGGGCUGUCCUUUGUCCUUCACCCACUUUAUAGCGCCUGUGUGUAAAGACGUGAUGGUUGGGAGGAUCAGAGCUGUUCAUCUGUUGUACUGGACAAUCUAAAUAGGGGAUAAACGGGCAAAAUAAUUGGAUAUAAUGUUUUAUUAAAAUGGAUUGGAUCAGUGUUUCAGUAUAAUAAUUGAAAUACUGCAGGUAAAACUUAAAGUCAUUGUAGCUAACAAGGUAAUUGCAGAAAUCUUACUGCCAUUUGCUGUAUAGGUCUCAGGUGUGCAGUUUUGAAAUGAUAGCAAAACAUUUGGUACUACACUCAAACCUCUGUUUGCAAGCCUGCACUUCCUUGGCCAUUUCACCUGGAGUGUCCCCACCCUUCCAAUGUCUUCUUUCCUGUCAGGAACCAAUCAGCUGCUUCCUCUGUUGACUGACAAUGCUUUCAGCCAGUAAGCUGGCCCAGGAAGUGACUGGACUCUUGUGAAGGUGUCAGGGUUGAAAAUAAGAAGUCAUGUAUAUUUUAUAAUCGCGUAUUGAAAACCUAGGUAAGAUUUAUGAACGUGUUUGCUGUGCGGCAACCAACUUAUAAUUGGCCAGGAUUGGUCAGUGUGUCUUGUUGUCUUGCUCUCUAGAUAUCAUGGCAUCCCUUACCCUCCUCUUUAUAAAUCCAUGCAAAAGAUUUUCAUGAGGCACAAAUGCAGAAGCACUUGAGGUGGGGUAUUUAAUUCAUAUAGUAAAUGCAUUGAGGUUGCAAAAUCACUGUGGCUGUUGUGAAGAUAGACAGGGCUGGCAUGAAGUAGCUUGACUUAUAACCACACACUAUCCUAUCUGGCUUACAGGGAGUGCUGAAUGUUGCUACUUUAAUAGUUAAUAGUUCAUUUAAGAGUGCUGACUUUUUUCACCUGGGUUUGAGCUGCUCCGAGCUUGUCCGGAGAAUCCCAGGUGCCAGGACUGAACAAAUUUCCUCGUUCCAUUCAAAUCAUUUGGCAGCUCUGCCAGCCCCACCCACUUUACAGAGACAGAGAGAGCAGGUGGAAUGAGGGAGGCCGUUCAAUGUCUGGCACUUAGGAUUCUCCAGACCAGCUCAAAGCAGCUGAAAUUCAGGUAAAGGCAGAUUUACAGAACAAUGAAAACUCAAUAUUAAAGCAACGGAACCACUCAGACCGAUUGUAAUUAAAACGGUAAGGGAAAUGUCAAAACAAAAAAGCAAUUAAAAUGACAUUUGCUAUUUAUUUCUUAACUUUAUGAGGUGCGCUUGUGCAUCAUUGCAUCAUUGUGUUCUGGGCUAUUUGUUUUCUCCUUAGAGACUUUAUUCCUGCCUUUAUAUACAGUGUAUAUUAAAAGAAACUAACACAAUUCUAGGAAAAAUGUUUUGAUUAGAA
This is a messenger RNA of Polyodon spathula (Mississippi paddlefish), 5451 nucleotides long. RefSeq names its product gamma-aminobutyric acid type B receptor subunit 1-like. The transcript is spliced from 23 exons. NCBI's taxonomy places the organism in Eukaryota, Metazoa, Chordata, Actinopteri, Acipenseriformes, Polyodontidae. Gene Ontology annotation, molecular function: G protein-coupled GABA receptor activity. Gene Ontology annotation, biological process: gamma-aminobutyric acid signaling pathway; G protein-coupled receptor signaling pathway. Gene Ontology annotation, cellular component: G protein-coupled receptor heterodimeric complex; membrane. Bases 576 to 3554 code for a protein of 992 amino acids. The record is from RefSeq and is a predicted model, not a curated record.